Medioppia subpectinata is the source of this 1095-nucleotide messenger RNA. Lineage: Eukaryota; Metazoa; Arthropoda; Arachnida; Sarcoptiformes; Oppiidae. The record is from the annotation of a GenBank genome assembly.
AUGAAAGGGACACCACAGCAGCCCAUCGGUGAUAACCUACUGACCCCACCGACCACUGGCCGUAGGCGACACAGUUGGACGUAUGGGAGUCCGGGUGACAGUCCUUUUGAACAAUCACCCAAUGAUUGGCUGCCGUCUGCGCUCAACAGUCCGGUCACACCUGAGUCCACACCCGGCCGUCCAAACAGUCCGGUCACUCCAGAGGCACAGGUAUUGGGAGCCACAGGCGGUGAACCGCUAGCCGAGACACUAACCGGUCCGCCACGACAUGUGCCCACCGGCAGAACACCCCGUCACCGGUAUAUUGAGCCCCCUAUCCGGCGACUGGACGCGUUGUAUAUGAAAAUGCCCGACGGAUACCCUAUGGCAGGUCAGGCCAACACCAUAUCGGGUGAGCUAUACCUGAGUAGCGGCGCUGAGUCGGCGCGAGGAUUACGGGACAAAACGGUCAGAGAUUUGGCUACACUAGAGGGCAAAGGCUUUACCAUACAGUUUGAUAGGGGCUCGGAGAUAGGCGAGGGCUUUUUCAGCAAGGUGUUCCGGGGGACAUACAAUGAACAGAUCUCUAAUGUUGGUGAAAGACAGGGCCGACACCUGGAUGUAAAUACGGGUACAGAGUUUGCCGCCAAAUACGUAGAGUUGGCGCCCAAUAGCGAAAGGGAACGGUAUCUCUACCACGAGUGCGAAAAGCGUACACUCAGAUCACUCAGGCAUCCAAACAUUGUCUCCUAUAGAGUGGCCAUUAAUUUAGGCCAACGAGUAAUACUUCGCAACGUAUCGGACACCGAGUGCGGCGAUAUUGUCACCUAUAGGCGCAUGUUUUUGAUCAUGGACUACGCCGACCAGGGUACUUUGUACCAGUUUGGUAUGAAGGGUAUGCUUACCGAUUAUCUAACGGUGCAAUUCACGCGUGAGUUGAGCUCAGCUAUGGCUUAUAUGCACGACAAUGGGGUCGUCCAUCAGGACUGUCACACAAAGAACGUACUGGUGUUCAGCGCACCCGACAGUGAGUAUACGGCCAAAUGGAUUGACUUUGGUCUGAGUGUGUCAUGGUCAGUGUACGGCCAAUUGGGCGUGGUGAUUUCUGCCCAGGAU